CCUGUUUAUGUUGGUCACAGCCGUGAUUGCAGUCAGUUUGCUGAUGACAAUAUCGGUUUGAUUUCCAGUUUUCAUGUAGCUAAUUUCAGUCAUUCACAGUGAUAAUGAUUCCUUACACUGUGAAUAUUAAGCUUGCCGCACGGACGUUGACUGGCACGGUCAAUUUACAAAACAAAACCGCUGUCGAUUGGGGCUGGCAGGGGCUCAUCGCACAGGGCUGCCACUCCAGCAUCCUCAUCAUCGACCCCAAGACCGCCCAGACCAUCCAGGUGCUGGAGAGGCACAAGGCCAACGUCGUCAAGGUGAAAUGGUCGCGGGAGAACUACCACCACAGCCUGAGCGCUCCGUACUCCCUGCGGCUGGCCUCGGCCGACGCCGCCGGCAAGAUCAUCAUCUGGGACGUGGUGAGCGGCACGGCGCACUGCGAGAUCCAGGAGCACACCAAGCCCAUCCAGGACAUGGACUGGCUCUGGGCUCAGGAUGCAUCACGUGACCUCCUCCUGGCCAUCCACCCGCCCAACUACAUGGUCCUGUGGAACGCCGACACGGGCGCCAAGCUGUGGAAGAAGAGCUACGCCGAGAACAUCCUGUCCUUCUCCUUCGACCCCUGACCCAGCAACCUGGCCUUGCUGACGAGCGAGGGCAUUGUCUUCAUCACGGACUUCUCCCACUCCAAGCCCCCGGGCAGCGGCGGGAAGAAGGUGUACAUCGCCAGCCCUCACGCCAGCCCCGCCCACAACAAGCCCGCCGCGCCCACGGGCGCCAAGAAAGCGCUGAACAAGGUGAAGGUGCUGAUCACCAACGAGAAGCCCAGCGCAGAGGCAGUGACCCUGAACGACUGCCUGCAGCUGUCCUACCUGCCCUCCAAACGCCACCACAUGCUGCUGCUGUACCCCCGAGAGAUCCUCAUCCUGGACCUGGAGCUCAGCCAGACCGUGGGCGUGGUGGCCAUCGAACGCUCCGGGGUCCCCUUCAUACAGGUGGUGCCGUGUGCUCAGAGGGAUGCUCUGUUCUGUCUCCAUGAGAACGGCUGCAUCACUCUCCGCCUGUGCCGCUCCACUGCAACCUCCACCGACGAAUCAGACCCAGAGCAGAGCGUGCAGGAGCUGGUGUACGACCUGCGCUCGCAGUGUGAUGCCAUCCGCGUGACCAAAACCGUGCGCCCGUACCGCGUGGUCAUCUGCCCCGUCAACGAGAACAGCGCCGCCCUGGUGGUCAGCGAUGGCAGGGUCAUGAUGUGGGAACUCAAGGCCCAUGUGGUCAAGACCCCCGUCAACCUCAGUUCUGGGCUGUCACCGCUGUACUCUCCAGGUUCGUUCGGCAGUACUCCUCUGGGUCAGAACCAGAAAAAGAUCCUGGAUCUGUCCCUCAACACCAUGAUCGGUCAGAGUUUGGUUUCGGGAAGCGAACCCGCGUCCCUCCCGGCGCCGCAGGAGGUGCAGCUGAAGUUCCUCCUGACCGGGCUCCUCUCCGGAUUGCCCCUGCCCCCCUUCGCCCUGCGAAUGUGCCCCCCCCUCACCACCAAGAACAUCAACCACUAUCAGCCCCUACUGGCCGUGGGUACCAGCACCGGCUCUGUGCUGGUGUACAACCUGACCGGUGGCCUGCUGCACAAGGAGCUGAGCGUGCACUCCUGUGAAGUCAGGGGCAUUGAGUGGAUCAGCCUCACCAGCUUCCUGUCCUUCGCUACGUCAGCACCCAACAACCUGGGCCUGGUGAGGAACGAGCUGCAGCACGUCGACCUGCCCACAGGGAGGUGCUUUGCAUUCCGGGGCGAUCGAGGGAAUGAUGAACCACCAAUCGAGAUGAUUAAAGUUUCCCAUCUGAAGCAGUACCUGGUGGUGGUGUUCAGAGACAAGCCCCUGGAGCUGUGGGACGUGAGGACCGGGACUCUGCUGAGGGAGAUGGCCAAGAACUUCCCCACUGUGACUGCACUGGAGUGGUCUCCCUCUCAUAACCUGAAGAGUCUGAAGAAGAAGCAGCUGGCUGCCAGAGAGGCCAUGGCGAGGCAGACGGUGUCGGACGCUGAGCAGAGCAGCGUGGAGUCCUCUGUCAUCAGCCUCCUGCAGGACGCAGAGAGCAAGGCUGAGCUGAGUCAGGGCAUCUCGGCGCGAGAGCACUUCGUCUUCACCGACACGGACGGCCAGGUCUACCACAUCACCGUGGAGGGCAACAACGUGAAGGACGGGGCUCGAAUCCCGCCCGACGGCAGUAUGGGUAGCAUCGCCUGCAUUGCCUGGAAGGGCGACACACUGGUCCUGGGGGAUGUGGACGGGAACCUGAACUUCUGGGACCUGAAGGCCCGUCUGUCCAGGGGUAUCCCCACACACAGGGGCUGGGUGAAGAAGCUGCGCUUCGCCCCGGGGAAGGGCAACCAGAAGCUGCUGGUGAUGUACACGGAUGGCACCGAGGUGUGGGACACCAAGGAGGUGCAGAUGGUCAGCAGUCUCCGUGUGGGCCGGAACGUGACGCACCGCAUCCUGGACAUCGACUGGUGCACCUCCGACAAGGUGGUCCUGGCCUCGGACGACGGCUGCAUCCGCGUGCUGGAGAUGGCCAUGAAGUCAGCCAGCUACAGGAUGGACGAGCAGGACCUCACCGUGAGAGGAGCUCAUGGAGACGUGCCGGGCCGCAGUGCCAGGGUGAUGCUGUUAGAGUAUGAUGCAGCGUGUGGGAGGGGUCAUUUAUGA
Messenger RNA from Conger conger (European conger), 2690 nucleotides. RefSeq names its product WD repeat domain 11 (gene wdr11). The record is from RefSeq and is a predicted model, not a curated record. Lineage: Eukaryota; Metazoa; Chordata; Actinopteri; Anguilliformes; Congridae. Gene Ontology annotation, molecular function: protein binding. Gene Ontology annotation, cellular component: cytoplasm.